Messenger RNA from Nematolebias whitei (Rio pearlfish), 675 nucleotides. Its product is annotated as SH3 domain-binding glutamic acid-rich-like protein 3. Gene Ontology annotation, cellular component: cytoplasm. Bases 1 to 474 code for a protein of 157 amino acids. The transcript has 3 exons. The record is from RefSeq and is a predicted model, not a curated record. Lineage: Eukaryota; Metazoa; Chordata; Actinopteri; Cyprinodontiformes; Rivulidae.
AUGCAGGCAGGUAAACUUCGUCCAAACCUGCUCACCUUGUCUGCUGCUUCAGCUGACUCACAUAUCUUCAUACAGAACGCUGGAACAUUACCGGCUGUCCACUUCUCUGUUUUACUUCUCUGUUCUGGUCUGUGUAAACCCUCAGGAGUGUGUUCAGAUCGUUGUGCUUCUGUUAAAGCAGCAGACAUGCCUGUGAUUGUGUAUUACGCCAGUGUAAGCGGUUCUCUGGAGCUGAAAAAAAAUCAAGAGAGGAUCAUGUCUGUCCUGACUUCCAAGAAAAUUCCCUAUGAAACCAAGGAUAUUACUCAAAACUCUGCAGACAAAGAUGCAAUGAGGAAGAAGGCAGGCAACCCGACUGCCAUGCCCCCGCAAAUAUGCAACGGAGACGUUUACUGUGGAGACUUUGCUGCAUUUGAAAAUGCGAUAGAAGACAACCAGUUAGAGGAGUUCCUCAAACUGGGAAGGAAAGCCUGAAUAUUGACGUUGGAUUCUCACUAAGAUCCCACUGAACAUGUUAACCAAUAUUACCUAAAAUCAUGCUUCUGUUCAUGGGAUAAGAAAUUCUUUAGUCUUGUUUAAUAAGAACUGCUCGAAUCAGACACACUAUCAAUCAAUCAUUCAACCUUUAUUUAGACAGGUAAUCCCAUUGAGCCUCGAGGACUCAUUUACAAGAGA